UAUGGGAAACAGUGGAAAAUAGUUUGACAGCAGGAGAGCUGAGGAGAUUUUUAACGUCGUUUAGCUCUCCGUUUAUCCAAACAACAUGUUUUCUGCAGAGCAAAGUUGUUGGUUUGUCCGCAAGGUGAUUUGCUGGAGAGCUGUGGCCAGUAUUGCCUGGGCUGUCCUGUUGUUGCCUCCCAUCACAGCAGUUUUUGUAAUCCUCAGCAGGUUCAGCCUCCUCCACCCCAUCCAGACGACAUCAGAAUGCCUCUCCUUCUUAACGAGCGCAAGCGCCAUCUUCUCCUUCAUCCUGCUGUGUGGAGUGAUCAUCAUGGUGGGGUUCCUGAACCUGGAGUAUUACACAGUCAUCCCAACCAUUGCAUGCUCAAAAAUUGCCCUGUUGGGUCAGCUGCUCCACCCUCGUCAGUUUGUCAACUCCCUGGUCCACUGCAUCAUGGGAAUAAUCGUGGCUUGGUGUUGUGCCGUCACCAUCGGGGGCAGAUAUGAGACAGUCGCACAGACCAAUGGCACUGACGGUUCCCCUCUGAUGUGUCUGAAUGAAUUUCACCUCAUUCUUCUGCUGGCUGGAGCCUUUGUUGGGUUCUCUCACAGUCUGCUGGGUGUGAUCCACAACAUGAAUUAUGUCUCUUUUCACACUGUUCAGCAAUACAAAUACCUUCGAUUUAAGGGAUCCCUGCCUUUGGUGGUGAAGUGCAGCGCCACUCAAGCACUUUACUCUGUCAGGAACUUCAUUGUUGUGUAUUUCUUUUUGGGAUAUGUUCCAAAAGCAUGGAUUUGUAAAACACUGAAUCUUAAUUUAAACAGCUCUGUCCACCCUCUUGACAGUAUAGCUGGUCUGCUGGACCUGUCCCUGCUCUACCACCUGUGGAUCAGUGCCAGCUUCCUGCUCUUCACGUGGCACAUCACACUGCUGCUCUUUAGGAUCUUUGUAACUGAGGUGUACAGUUUUCCUGUGCAGUCGUCUUUUACUGAGGACGCCCACCAGUGUCUUCCUAAAGUUCUUACCGACAAGCAGCCGAUGAUAUUAAAGUUUCUAGCUCUGCAGGACUUGGCUCUACUGUCUCAACACUCCCCAUCUCGACGCUGUGAGGUCUUCAGUCUGAGUCAGCCAGGUGGGCAUGCUCAUAACUGGAAUGCCAUCAGUAAGGAGUGUCUGUCUCUGCUGGCUGAUCUGACCCAGAGACUCGUAGCCUAUCACGACACUGUAGCAACCAACGGCAGAGCCAAAUCACUGUCGUCUGGGAGCGAACGGAAGACUUCAUCUGAGACAUCGGGUACAGAGGAUCUGAUGAGCCCGAGGCCCACUUAUCUGAUGAAAACUCCAGCUUCAGUCUUUGCACGCUCCAUUGUUGGCGGCGCUCCGCAGAGCCCUCUGACGGCACCGUUCACUCCUGAUCUGGACAGCCCCUUUGCUUCUCCGGCCCUGCGGCGUCUCACUGCUCCUGUGGACCAGUGCUCGCCGUGGUUCGGCACAGUGCAGAGCCCACACGUCAUGAGGAGAGUGCCAAAACUUUGGUCCACCUCCACAGAUUCACAGGCCAAUGGCAGUCCCAUGGCAUCCCCCGCCUCAGUUCCUAGUCCCAAACAGGAACCGUCUAAACCAAGUCUCCUGGCUCAGUUCCUCCAGAACAGAAAAGAACAGGUUAAAAAUUUCUUGGCAAAGCGGGUGCUGAUAAUGUAUUUGUUUAACAAGCUUCCAGAAGCCUCCAGUCAAGCUCUGUUUGCAGACAGCCAGGCUCACAUCUGGGCUUUAGAAGGUCUGUCUUACCUUGUUCAAGCCUCCUUCUCAGAGGACCAGUUUGGGGUUGUACAGACUACAUUACCCAGCAUUCUCAGUUGCAUGCUGGCCUUACAAGAGGCAGUAGAUCGCCACUUCAAGCUGCCUCACGCCUCCAGUAAACCCGUCAGGUCGGCCAGCAGCAUGGGAGACUCCACUCACAAAACACUGCGCUUUGCUCUCAGGGCCACGCUCAAGACCGCCAUCUACAGGAUAACAACCACUUUUGGAAAUCACUUAAAUGCUGUUCAGAUGUCUGCAGAGCACCGGAAAAGAUUGCAGCAGUUUCUGGAGUACAAGGAAUAAAACACCUGAGACUCGACUCUUGUGCCUUCAGUUUUGCGUGCGUGCGUGCAAGUGUGUGUGUGUGUGUG
Molecule: messenger RNA, 2154 nt
Organism: Plectropomus leopardus (leopard coralgrouper)
Lineage: Eukaryota; Metazoa; Chordata; Actinopteri; Perciformes; Serranidae
Gene: ndc1
Product: NDC1 transmembrane nucleoporin
Biological process (GO): nuclear pore organization
Cellular component (GO): nuclear pore transmembrane ring
Molecular function (GO): protein-macromolecule adaptor activity
Source: RefSeq, a predicted model, not a curated record